UGGCCCUGGGGCCCUGGAGUGGCUCCGGGCUUGUGCCAAGGACCAGGCUGCAGCCAGGGUGAGGGAUCACAUCCCACAGCAUCCCCGCAGUCACUCCUGUCCCUUUCUCUGCCUGCCUGGAUCCAGGUGCAGCACCCGGAGGCAGCGGCUGUGGGGUGCGAUGGCGCGGCGGGCGCUGGCGCUGCUGCUCUGCCUCUCCCUGGCCGCGGCGGCAUCGGCUGACUGCGUGACCCAGUGCUCCCUCUGCGCGGCACAGACCCACGGCACCGAGACCAGCGUCCGGCCCCUGAUGUGCCUGUGGGAAUGCCAGGGCUCCUCACCACCCGGCCCUGAGUGGGACACGUGCAGGAAGGCGCUGGCGCUCCUGGCCCCACUGGUGGCUCUGGCUGAAGGGACAGACCCGUCCCCUCGAGAGGUGGAGGAGGAUGAGGCAGAGCCGGAGCAGGAGCCGGGUCCCGGGGAGCUGCCGCUGGCACCAGCCAAGCGCUACGGGGGCUUCAUGAAGAAGAUAUCCAAGGGGAAGCUGCUGUCCCUGCUGCGCGAGAACGCACACAGCAAGGGCGGCCUCAGCAAGAAGUUCGGGGGCUUCGGCCGCAAGCCGGGGGAGCGGGAGGCCCCCGAGGACUACCCGGGGCUGGCAGGGGCUGGGGGCGAGGAGGAGCCCACGGGCGCCGGGGCCGAGGGGCAGGAGCUGGCAGAGCUGCACAAGCGCUACGGCGGCUUCAUGCGCCGCAUCCGGCCCAAGCUCAAGUGGGACAAUCAGAAGCGCUACGGGGGCUUCCUGCGCCGGCAGUUCAAGGUGAACACGCGGUCGGACGAGGACCCCAGCGCCUACUCAGGGGAGGUCUUGGACCUAUAGAGCCCGGCACCACGGUCCCCACGCUGCCAGCCUGGACUGUGCCAUCACCCCUGGCCCCAUCCCUUUCCCCGCCCAGCGUGGUCAGCAUCAUCCCUGCCUCAUCCGCCCAGGGGACCAUGGGUCUCCAUCCCCAGUUAUCCCUCCCUGGUUCACCUGCCCAUCCCUUAGGGACCCCAUGUAUCAAGGGGACAGUGCUACCCCUCUUGCUGCUGGUGGUGCAGCUGUGGGUCCACCCCCAGGGCUCCUGGGGGCAAAUCAAGGUGUGGGGGACACGUAUCCUCCACCCUCCCACAGCUGCAGAGCACAACAGGGUCUGGGAACCAUCACGGCUGAUGCAGAGGGCAACAGCCUCUGAGCACCGGGAAGGAUGAGCUGGAGCAUCAGACCCAUGCCCCUUCUCCCCCCCCCAGCCAAUAAAAGGCAGAUGCCAACAAAGCCAAAGCUGUGCUGAGCAUCCUCCAUGCACCAGACCAAGUCCUCAGCAUGAGGGGACUGUGCACCCCAACCUGGGACCUUGGGAGUGGGCUGGGGGGGUGCCACGGGUGCCAGCUGAGACCAUCAGGCAGCAUGUGGUGGUACCCUCCCUGUGCCAUGGGUGCUGAGGGGGAUGCAGGACCCCACACACCAUCACUGCUGCUCCUGCAACACCUAAGGAUGCAGCAGGGCUGCACGGGGACAGCUGCCCGGGGGACCAGUCCCAUAGCCCCCAACCCAACCUCAACCUCCUGCUGCUCUUCCUCCUCCUCCCUGUCCAGGAUGAGGUUCCCCCCUCCUUGCUGUAGGACAUGCAGACCCCAGUGCACGGGGACACGCUGAUGGG
Molecule: messenger RNA, 1679 nt
Organism: Strigops habroptila (Kakapo)
Lineage: Eukaryota; Metazoa; Chordata; Aves; Psittaciformes; Psittacidae
Gene: PDYN
Product: prodynorphin
Exons: 3
Coding region: 161-859 (232 amino acids)
Biological process (GO): chemical synaptic transmission; sensory perception; neuropeptide signaling pathway
Cellular component (GO): axon terminus; dendrite; neuronal cell body
Molecular function (GO): opioid receptor binding
Source: RefSeq, a predicted model, not a curated record